Molecule: messenger RNA, 2702 nt
Organism: Dermacentor andersoni
Lineage: Eukaryota; Metazoa; Arthropoda; Arachnida; Ixodida; Ixodidae
Source: RefSeq, a predicted model, not a curated record
UCCAACUGAGUUAUUUAGGUUGCAGACCCAAAAGUAAAUAGACAAAUACACGCAUCCGCUGGCUAAUCAACACUUGAAACAACCAGCUGCCAAACAAUCUCGUCUUCGAUUGAUAUAACAAAAUAAACGUAUCACUUAUGCAACUAGAGUUUUUUUUUCUUAUGUAGAACGCUCAUGUAGUAUGGGCAAAUGCGCCGCGUCGUUUUUCUCCAGAAUGUUUAUCUCGCGGAAGCGUCCUUCGCACAUGCAGGCAUUGCAGUGUGCGGGCAAAUGACCGCACAUUGCAGUGCCAUCUUUUUUUUCUUUCUGUCUUUCCUUCUCUCUGUUUUUUUCUUUCUUACUCCCGUACUAAAAACUUGGUGUUUUGCUGACAUUAACUUCGAGGACCAUUCGAACGUCUGUGAAAUGUUAACACGAUUGGAAAGGGCCACGCGUUAUUGACGUUCCUUGAGAGAUGCUGCGCUGAAAUUAUACUAACCAGUAGUGAGUGGACAAACCACAGUGACAUUAUCCCGCUUUCCCUAUGGCGCUGCACGUGAUCCUUUGUGCGUGGGCACGCCAACUUUCCCAUUACCUGCGAACACUUGGCCUACAGUAUGGAUCUAUCGAUUAUUGCACGUCAGUCAAGUCAAAAAGGUUCAACUAAAAGGCAGGUGGGCGGAGCUGCUGCGUCUGACGUAACAAUUAAUUUAUUUUAGUUUUUUUUCCUUCUUCGCUGCUGAGCCCUUUCGCUGCCACAAGCGAGCUCACAAUAGCCUUUUUUUUUUUUUUUUUUUUUUUUUGUGGACGCCAUGCUCUGUGAAACAUGUCCCAAUUUCCGUUCUGGCGCCGCGGCUAGCGCGUCGAUUUUUGCAGCCCACGUAAAACCACGACAGCGCCAUCUUUUGGCCAUGUCAGAUCGAGGAGCUGUACCGACCGCCUGUAUGAAAAUGUAGUCAUUCAAAGGCGCGCAAUUCGUCGCCAGCGGUGCUCCUCUAGAAGCAAUUUCUGUGCAAGAGGUUUACUCUGUUCCAGAGUCGCCCGUGACAUAUUGAAACACUGUAACCGUGCGCAAGAAGGUGUCGAGAAAUAGACAUGCGCGUGAAGAGAAACGAGGCAUUGGAAGGUUGCAGCGCAACGUUCACGGCCGACGAUGCCACAUGGACGCUUACGGCGUCGAUAGUGAUAUUUACCAUGCAGACAGGCUUCGGCCUGCUCGAGUCCGGCUGCGUGUCGCGCAAGAACGAGGUCAACAUCCUCAUGAAGAACGUGGCCGACGUGGUCGUGGGCGGCCUGGGUUACUGGAGCUUCGGCUACGGCCUGCAGUUCAGCUCGGGUGGCGGCAGUGCGCUGUUCAACGGCUUCGGCUUCUUCCUGGUGGACGCCGAGCCGCAGGACAUGGGCCGCACGUUCACCUGCUUCCUGUUCCAGCUGUCGUUCGCCACCACGGCCACGACCAUCGUGUCCGGGGCGAUGGCCGAGAGGACCAGCUUCACGGCGUACUGCCUCUUCUCGUUCCUCGACACGAUCGUCUUCUGCAUCCCGCCUGGUUGGCUCUGGGCCAGCCGAGGGUUCCUGCGCCAACUGGGCGCGCUGGACUUUGCGGGCGCCGGGUGCGUCCACCUGCUGGGCGGCAUGUCAGCCCUGGUGGCCGCUGCCUACCUGGGACCCAGGACGGGACGCUACGGGAGUGGUCCGCCGCCCGAAUUGGGAAACCCGACUAGCGUAUUGCAGGGUGUCUUCACGCUAUGGUGGGGUUGGUUGGUUUUCAACGCCGGCAGCACAGUCGGCGUGACGAAUAACAAGUGGAAGUACGCAUCAAGGUCGGCGGUAAGCACCAUCAACGGUUCACUCGGAGGAGCCCUUGUUGGAAUACUGUUGUCGUAUGCCAUACACAGGAAAUUUCUUGUCCUCAACAUCGUCUCGGGUCUCCUGACCGGGCUCGUUUCAGUCACAGGCGGCUCGGCGUACCUGGGUGCCCUGGACAGCGUUCUGGUGGGCUCACUAGGCGCCCUGCUGUCCAGCGGCGUAUCUCCACUGCUCAGGAGGUUCCGCAUCGACGACCCCGUGGACGUGGUGUCCGUACACGGUUGUGGCGGGGCUUGGGGCCUGCUGGCCAUCGGCCUAUUCAUGCACGACGUCGCCGACGACGACCAAGAUGGCCAGUGUAGCCGCUGCGGCCUGUUCAAGGGAGGCAGCGCCUAUCUACUCGCUAUACAGGCGCUCACGUGCGUCUCUAUCGCGCUCUGGAGCACCGUGACCACUUACAUUAUGCUCGUGAUCGUGAACUGGCUGGUGCCCAUCCGGAUGAGCCUCGAACACGAGGUGCUGGGUGCCGACCUCGUCGAGCACGGCAUCGUGCACCCGGACAUCGACUACGCGCAGCUCCUGAGGAGCAACGGUCUGGAGCCCAGCAAGCUGCUGCCGCCCCGUACGGCGGACCGGCUCGACAGGGAGGCUUGGGACCUGCGCCUGUGCCGCAGCUACCUGGCCGAACGGCUCGGGGGACGGGGCGUCCAGCAGCGCGAACCCAAUGCCUUCUGGAGUUUCUUCAGGAGGCGCCAACAAGUGAAGCAGACGCUUCCAUGAGCCGGCAGAGCCCUCAGCAAACGAGUGCUGUACAGUUAGAAGAGCGGCGUAAAAAUAUGCUUCUCGCUUCGAAGCCUAACGUGCGAAAGUGCAGUGUAUGCCGUGUAUAUCAUAAAUAUGUGUUUUCUGCCCAA